Molecule: messenger RNA, 4434 nt
Organism: Vicia villosa (hairy vetch)
Lineage: Eukaryota; Viridiplantae; Streptophyta; Magnoliopsida; Fabales; Fabaceae
Product: sugar transport protein 10-like
Exons: 4
Coding region: 3155-4375 (406 amino acids)
Biological process (GO): monosaccharide transmembrane transport
Cellular component (GO): membrane
Molecular function (GO): monosaccharide transmembrane transporter activity
Source: RefSeq, a predicted model, not a curated record
CUCUUUAUCUUCAUCUUGUUCCUCUUGAGUAGAAAGCUCUUUGAGUCGAACCUCGUUUUUGCAGUCUAAAGAACUUUAUUUGUUUGCUACGAAAAAUAAUCAGCAAAGGAAGGAACUGAAUGUAGCAAGCUCUGUAAUUCUGGUCUCUGCAUGUUUCAUAACUAGAGAGUAUAGAUUCGGUCCAGUAGACAUACAAAACGGGGAUGUAGCUCAGAUGGUAGAGCGCUCGCUUAGCAUGCGAGAGGUACGGGGAUCGAUACCCCGCAUCUCCAUUUUUGAUUUUGGGAUUUACGAUUAAUCGAUCGAUCACGAUUGCUAGGGUUUGUUCUUCAACCUCUCUUCCUUCCUUUUAUGCCUUCACCUAAUUCAUAGUCUAUCUUUUGAUAACUGGCAAAUGAUUAUUGCUUAUUUUUUUAGUUGCCUUGUACUACUGAUGAGCUACAAACAACUUUUUGUACAAUCGCGGCCGCGUAAAAGCUUUCGCUAUUUCGGUCAGUACAGGUGUUUUGACACUGAAUGUGGUUGUCGCUUUGUGAAUUAAGCAUAAUUUGUUUUCGUUUAAGAUAAAAACGGUGAAUAACGGCCGUUUUUGCGAUUGCGGACCGUUCUUUAUAACCUAGAAAAAAAUACAGAAGUUGUUUCAAGCAUAGAGUUGAUGAUAAAAGUUUCUGUAACUUCUUUAAUUUUGAUGGUAGAUUGUAUGCUAACAAACUAUUAUUAGAUUCUUGUCUGAUUUAGAGAUUUGUUUUUUCUGAUAUGAUAAUUUGCAAAUAUUCUUAUAGUUUUCGAUUUCAAAAUUUACGUGUUCUUAUUAUUUUUAUAGUAAGAUUAGAUUACAAGCCUUACAUUUGAUUAUGGGUGUGGAUGGUUUACAACAUGAAAAAUACUGACUUGGAAGGUGAUAUUAUUAGUCAUUCUCACACGAUUUCAGUUUCGGUUUCUCCUAAACAUAGACAAGAUCAUUGCUAUUAAGACAGCAAAAAAUCCAGUAACUUCACUAACACUCAUAUCUGUUACUUCAGACCAUGGAUAUGACUUCUCUGAUUUGGUUGCUUCAAGAAGAAUCUCCAAUGGAAUCUUUGGUUUUGAUCUUUCCAUAGGAACCGUGUAAUGAUAGUACAUUUGAUUAGUUCACUUCAAACACAACAGAAUAUGAAAAUAUCAACAUCUUUUACUUUACAAUACCUCAUCAGCAUGCAUCUUUUUCACAAAGAUUUUGAGUAUAUCAAAAAUUUUCUUCUGGAAUAAUUCUUCUGUCAAACAUUGAUAUGGGACUCUUUCUGGAAUAGUAACACCGGUUCUGCCACUCCAAGGUAAUUGUAUUUUAACCCUUCCUCAAUACUCACAAACUUUGUUUCUUUUGUUUUCUAUUCUCUAUUUCAAUCAACGAGCAUGUUUAAAUUUACGUCUUUUUGUGAAAAUUAGUGCCUGCCUUUUAUGUCAAUGUUGUUCUAAUAUCAUUGUGAGAGAAUUUGUGAAUUUCAAAGAGUUUGAUUAAUUUGGUUAAUUUGGAGUGUGAAUGAAAGAGUUUGACAUUUUGUUGGACAUGAAAUGUGAAUGUGAUUAGUUUUCGUGGAAGAUCCAUGAACCUGUGAUGAAUGUAAAAUAUGUUAUUAGUUCUUACAAAAUCAUGAACCUUUUAAGUUUAACUGCGUUAAUCACGAACCUUUCAAGUUUAGUGUUUAUAUAAAUUUUAUCAGUCUUUUCUUUGGUCUUCACUUUCUAUAAAUUCAUGCUACUUUAAGUCUCUCUACAGAAACUAAAAGGACUAUUUCUUUUUUUUGUUUGUAAAUUGUGGGAAGUAGAUGUAUAUGAUUUUAUCCGGUUGAGAGGGAAGAACCCACUUCGUAGUUUGUACAUGUAUAUUGGUUAUAAAAAAAAGUGGAUAACUGACUAAACCUAAAAACAGAUGUUUAUAAAGACAAAAUGUAUGUGUCCCAAUGUGAUGAACCUGGAUGUGUCCCUGCAUGAACUAUGAAGGUUCAUAUAUGCAUAAACAAGACCGUGGAAUCUUCUUUAGAACCAGCUCCUGUCUAGUUCUUAAUCUCUUCUCUGUUUCUAACCACGUGUACUGCUAUGUAUUGGAGUUUCAUGUUUAUUCUAGUGAUUCAGUACCAUGGAUAAGUUUGUGUCAUUGAUUGCUUUGACUUGUGUUUACUUAUUGCUUAUCAGUAGCUUCCAUUAUAGAGUCAAGCUGAGAGUUUUAUGAUUGAUAUUUUGUGGGCAGUUCUGGCAAUGACAGAGGAAGGGCUUUUGAUACAAGAAAUGACAGAGAAAGAACAAAAGGGCGUGAUGGCGGCGGUGCGACUGCGAGUGGCUCGGGAAAGGAUAAAAUUGAUGCUCUUGGUAGGCUUCUGUAAGCACCACUUGGCCCUCUAAUAGUUUUUUAAUGCAAGUUUCAUUUGUCCUUGCUCUUUUGUUUGGAUAAUAAAGUGGAUACUCUCAUUCCAUUCAUGUGUGGAAACUGGAAAGAAGUUUGUCGAUCUGUCAUGCUUUUGAUUAAGGAAGGAAGCAUUUUUAAAGGAUAUCUUUUGUAACUGAAAUGAUACUCUCACUGUGAGAAUAUCCCUACUGAGUUGAGAAUUGCUCUCACUUCUCGGUCCGAAUUUCUAUUUCAUAAAACCAACCCCUUUUCCCUCCUCCUCAAUUCUACUAUAUUCACAUUCUCUUCCCUAAUUCGCUCAAUCCCCACCAGUCCUAACUGCCACUUAUCAAGUUAGUUGCAUUUCCUCUUGUCAAGUUGGUUAGAAGUUAGUUAGGCUAGCUAACCACUUGUCAAGUUACUUAGAAGUUAAUAGGCUGUCGCCUCUUUUCUUUCUUUUCCUUUCUACCCUUCCUUCUAUACACAUUUUGGAGGCUUAUCUUACUCCUGUAUUUUCAAAGGACCUCUAUAGCUUGAAUGCUGUUUCCUUCUUCAAUAUUUGUUUAUCUAGUUACUAAUAUGAACUCUUAACUGUAAUGUUAAUUUCAUAUACUUUGCUGAAAAAAAAACAUUUUAUCCUAAAGUAUCUCAUGGUUAUCCUCAAGCUGUUCGAAAAGAUAAUAAGCAACAUUUCAGCCUCAUAGAAGAGAACAUGGAGCUACUAAUACGUGCAAACCAAGGUCACACAACAACGCUUUAAUAGCUUCUUUCUUUGCUUCCACAACUACAAGGAUGUUAGGACGCAAGGCCUCAAUGUUUACGGGUGGCUUGUUUUUUCUUACUGGUGCAUUGCUUAAUGGUUUUGCUGUCAAUAUAGAAAUGCUUAUCAUUGGUCGUAUAUUACUUGGCUUUGGUGUAGGAUAUUGUAAUCAGUCCGUUCCAGUGUAUUUGUCUGAAAUGGCUCCAGCAAAGAUUAGAGGUGCACUCAACAUGGGCUUCCAAAUGAUGAUCACUAUUGGAAUCCUAGGGGCAAACAUUAUUAACUACUUUACUUCCAAUCUUGAGAGUGGAUGGAGAAUUUCUUUGGGUGUCGGAGCUGUCCCUGCAAUUUUGUUGUGUAUAGGAUCUUUUUUCUUAGGUGACACACCAAACUCUAUGAUUGAAAGGGGUCAAAAAGAAGGAGCUAAGAAAAUGUUGCAAAAGAUUCGUGGCAUUGAUAAUGUCGAUGAAGAAUUCCAAGAUCUAAUUGAUGCUAGUGAGGAAGCCAAAAAGGUGGAACAUCCAUGGAAGAAUAUUACACAAUCGAGAUACAGACCUCAACUAACAUUUUGUUCUCUCAUUCCAUUCUUUCAACAACUCACAGGCAUCAAUGUUAUCAUGUUUUAUGCCCCUGUCCUUUUCAAAACUUUGGGCUUUGGAAGCGAUGCUUCCCUCAUGUCCGCAGUAAUUAGCGGAGGUGUCAAUGUUGUUGCUACUUUUGUUUCCAUCUUCAUUGUGGACAAGUUUGGAAGAAAGAUUUUGUUUCUUCAAGGUGGUGUCCAAAUGUUUAUUUGUCAGAUUGUUGUUGGAAGCAUGAUUGCUGCUAAGUUUGGAGUUAACGGUGAAGGCUCAAUUAAAGCUUAUGAAGCUAAUCGUCUUCUGUUCUUCAUAUGCGCGUAUGUUGCCGCAUUUGCAUGGUCUUGGGGUCCAUUGGGAUGGUUAGUUCCAAGUGAAAUAUGCUCUCUUGAGGUUCGCUCUGCAGGUCAGGCUACCAAUGUUGCUGUGAACAUGUUGUUCACCUUUGUCAUUGCUCAAGUUUUUCUAGCUAUGCUUUGUCACUUGAAGUUUGGACUUUUCUUCUUCUUUGCUGGCUUUGUGCUUAUAAUGACAGUUUUCAUUUUCCUGUUUUUUCCCGAGACAAAUAAUGUCCCAAUUGAAGAAAUGAAUACAGUGUGGAAGUCUCAUUGGUUUUGGACCAAGUUUGUUUCAGAUGUUGAUGUUGAUGUUGAUCAUGACCAUAAGCUCGUUGCUUAAUUUCAAUAUUAGAAAAAUCUCGGGGCCUAGACAGUAUAUAUAAUAAUUUCAGCUAAUUC